AUGGCAUUCCUCCUGCGAUUCCUGCUUUCUUUCUGGAUUUUCUUGCAUGUGCUGGCGGGCCCGGAGGUUGACGAGCUCUACGCUGAACUUUUGGCGGAGGCCGACCUGCCAAGCCUGACUGCCCCGAUGGCAGCCCCGGUUGAUGCAUCUGCAGCAUCAUCUGAAGUGACUGGUGCCAGCCCUGCCAGCUUGGUGCCGCCCUUGCCAAAUGAGACCGCUGCACCUGCCACACCGACUCUUGGUCGCAAGCCGAAGGUGCGCCCUGGCCCUACGAAUCUUCUACACGAGCUGCUCCAUGGGCCGCCAACGAUCACUGCUGCUGCGGAAGACACAGGCCACGAGGGUCUGUCAGACCCCUCUCCUGCGGACGGUGCCACCAUGCUUAGCGGCCCACCUGCGGAGAUCUUCCUAGGGUACACGGUGAACACGGAGGGCGAGACGGGCGAGGCUUGGGCUCCUGACGACACUAUGGUUGAUGUGAUGCUGGACAGCCCGGACAGCGAGCUUGAAGAGCUGCCAACACUGCAAGCGCAGCCUAUCACUGGGUCAGGGUCUGAGGCUGGAUCUGCGGUACCAACCACACGCAGCGUGUCAGUUCAGGCGGAGGGCUCGGCCAUCGAUGACGCGAUACAGAUGCCGCUGAAUCACCUGGCACCCUUGUCAUCAGACUGGACCGCCUGGCCCAAGGUCAUAGGUACUCCCCUCCUCGCAAUCCAUACGCCCCCUGUCCAGGACAUGGAAAAACUGUUCGGCUCCACCUCGGACUCGACCUCCAGCUCGGACACCGACUCAGAUCAGGCCAACCUUGAAAGGCGCCUUGACGUUGCGGUGGAGGAAGACAGGAUAACCAUGCACUGCCCAGAGGUCCGAACAUCCAGAGGUGAACCGGCCAUGUUGGUGGCACAGCUCAUCCUUCAUGCUUGGCAUAGGAUUGCACAUUUGACGAGUGGCUCCUCAACAUCAGUGCCGUGCCCAGAUGCUACCUCGCUCUCCACUAGCACAUACUUGCCCUGUGAGGGCAAUGACUCCUCUCCAUCUGUGACUGCAACGGGAUAUGCUGAGGAGCGUCAUGUCAGGCCCAGGCUCCAGGACACACACACGAACACACAGCAUGCUGCUGCGAUGAUGCGACCGGGCACUACUGCUCGCAUGUAUGAGCACAUGCCUGGCUGUUGCUUGCCUCUUGGUGUACAGAUUGAUGAUGCUCUGUCUGCCCUGCCAGCAGCUGAAAGGGACAGGACUGUCCCAUCAAUCAGGGACGUGCUCCAACGGCGACCGACCACCGAUCAUAUCAGCAGCAACCUCGGUACGUGUCCUGUGAACCAUCACCAACAGGACGGUCCCGGCAACUCCCAGAUAUCGAGGUUCACCUAA
This is a messenger RNA of Symbiodinium natans, 1374 nucleotides long. The record is from the annotation of a GenBank genome assembly. Lineage: Eukaryota; Dinophyceae; Suessiales; Symbiodiniaceae.